UCCAGCGGUGCAACUACUUUACACACUGAGAAUAUAAAAGAGAUUAGCUUUGGCAAAUCAGUUGAGGAUUUCAUUUCUGAAAGCUACAGUUUUUUCCUCUCUCAAAAAUACAAAACAAAUAAAGAAGAAGAUCAGAAGAUCGAUAUGGGUAGCGGCUAUUUUGGGAUUCCUAAAAUGGGAAACUCCAACGAUAAUAAAUCAUCGUCGUCGAGAAAGACUAAGAAGAGUAGCUCCGAGAAGCCUAAACAACCUCAAAGAGGUCUUGGGGUUGCGCAGUUGGAACAAAUCCGACUGCGCAGCCAAUUGGGUUGUAGUGGAUUCACCUCCACUACCGCUCCCGUUACCUUUCACCAGGAAGAUAUGAGACUUCAAGGAGUACCAAGUUAUGGAGUACAACAAUCAUCAUCAACAUCUUAUAAUCCUUAUUAUUCACAACCUUGCUCUUCUCCUUCGACUUCGUCUACCCCUUAUGCUCAUCAUCCUAAUUUCAUGAUGGUAUUUGGAGAUCAUGAAAGGUCGAAUUUAAGAUACCAAGAUUCGCAACCUAGUACUGCAACAAGAUGGAACCCUAAUGGCAUACUAGAAAGCUCGAAUUAUACACAAUUGGGCGAUCGAAUUGGCUAUUUUGAGGACUCUAGGCAUCAAAGAAUUGAUUUCUUGAAAUCAAUGGGCUCAAGCAACCAGAAUUCCGAAUCAUGUGAGCAAGAUGAAGUAGAUUUGGAGCUCAGGCUGUCACUCUAGACAAUCGACGAAAUGAUUCUUCUGCUUCAUGAACUCGGGUUUCAUACCAAGUUGAAUCAAGAUGUGUUCAUCAAUGGGGGAUAGCGUGAUGCUAGCGCUAUGUAUAUCAACAUUUGGAGGAGGAUAACAUACCAAGAUCGCUUAUUAGAGACGAUAAUAUGAUUAAAUACUUCUGAUAAAAUGUAUGUAUAUGCUUUGAUUUAAAGCAUUACGAAGGGAAGCAAAUCGAGCAGCAAAUCGAUGGAUUUGAUGGCAAAUAUAAUGUGACUCUAGAUGAAAUACUACAAGAUUAUUGUUAGUUUGCCUUAAUGCAUAUAAUUAAGUGGAAUAGAUCGGGCUAGAGUAUAUUAUGUAAUUUAAUUUUUAAUUAACCACAAAUUAAAUUUCUGCUAUUUACACCCAAUCACACUUGUAUGGACCAGGUCCACGCUAUAAUUAGUGUAGAUCGGGAUAUUUUAGGUAUUUUACAGCAUUUAAAGAUGACAUGGACCAGCAAUGGUCACGUGAUUCAAAAAACGCGAGACCCAUAUAGUAACUCUUACGUUGAUAUAGUUGUACUUAUAUGUAAUAUAGUGACUCUACUAGUCUUACAUUAAAUUUUAAUAAUAUAAUUAUUAAUAUA
Spinacia oleracea (spinach) is the source of this 1363-nucleotide messenger RNA. Its product is annotated as protein SPEAR3. NCBI's taxonomy places the organism in Eukaryota, Viridiplantae, Streptophyta, Magnoliopsida, Caryophyllales, Amaranthaceae. Gene Ontology annotation, molecular function: DNA-binding transcription factor activity. The coding region runs from base 145 to 741 and encodes 198 amino acids. The record is from RefSeq and is a predicted model, not a curated record. The transcript is spliced from 5 exons.